AUGCUCGGCCCUGCACUCAGUGCGAAAUCCCGCGAUCCGACUUAUUCAACGCCGGUUGGCAACCCCAUGGGUUCCCUCUCAAAGAUGGCUUACUCCACAAACGUCGUGCUGCGCGAUGGUAUUGGCUGCAGCAGAACGGGAAGUCUAAACUCGCCAGCAAGUAUUUCACAUGAUACGGUGUACGAUGGUCCGAGUUCUGCCGACUCAGAUAUUUCGACCCAAUCAAGCAAGGGGCGCUGGAUCCUAUGCACCUCUUUCUACCAGACUAUGUGGUACAACAAUUGGGUACUCGGGGGGAAGGAGAAGAAUAAGGUUCUGAGGGGAGCAACGGAGGCCGGCACCCGACGAGAGCUGGAUGAGAUACAUGAUGUGUUGGCUACAGUUAUCCUGCUGGGGGGAAGUUUGACAUCAGAUGAAUGGCGCGCUCUGGGAGUGCUAUACGAACCGGCUGCAAUCCCACCUGUGCUGCUUAAGGCAGCUGACCCGGUCCACCCCGGUGCUGCUCGCAACUACCUGAAGCUCGCCACUGCCAUCAAGAUCUACCUACGCCGCGAGAUCACAGAAUCCGACCUGGUACGGGCAGCGGACGUGUACAGGGACUUCUUUGAAGAGUUUGUGCAGGUCUCACAUUCGGUUCAGAUUUACGGCAAAGCCAACGUCACGCUAACCUUCCACUGGAUCACUCACAUGACGGAGCAGAUCUGGCGUUUCGGACCUGUGCAUGGCUUCUGGACGUUUUUGUUUGAGUGCCUGAAUAAGGUGCUCAAAGGAUACGAAACAAAUGGACACAAGGGAGGAGAGGCCGAGUGGACAUUUGCAAGAGAGUUCAAGCGUGAAACAGGCUUGUCUCGCUUGGUGGAACACCAUCCUCGCAGGUCAGAGUCAAGAUCCGCUGGCCCGUCUUUUGCCGUUGAGCUGCAAAGGCGCUCGAGAGAUAUCGCACGUAUCGGCACGCUGGCUGCUAUGACUGCAGAAGCGCAGGAUGAAGCUGCAGUCAGUCUAGGCCAGCGUCUCGAGGAAGCUGCAUCUUAUCAGCACCCCGGUGACCCCACUGCACCACGAGGCAGUGUCUUCCUCAACAGUCAAGGCGACUUCCAUUCCGAGCUGUGGCUAGAAGGGAAACAGAUUGUUCCCUGCAUCGAGGAGAAGAUCUCCAAGUCCGACUCACUUGUACUUUGUCAGUUUCGAGAGGGUGUGCAGUGGCCAGGUUUGGUUGACGUGCAAGAGUUCACCAUUGUCGCCUGGCUGGUGCCCCUUCAAGAUACUCCUCCCCAUGCCAACCUGUACGUCGACUUCAAGGAGCUCGAAGUCGGCUUUUGGCAAUACGCACAGUACCAGCAGCUGGCCGAUGUGGGCCCGGACGCGAUUAUUCCAGCCUGCGACAUAUGUGGGACAGUAGCUCGGUAUACGAUGGAAGUAGGAGGAUGCAAGAUGUGGAUUACUACGGGAUUGAGCAAGCUGGUGUGGUUUGUAUGGUAA
This is a messenger RNA of Dacryopinax primogenitus, 1479 nucleotides long. RefSeq lists its product as uncharacterized. The transcript is spliced from 9 exons. NCBI's taxonomy places the organism in Eukaryota, Fungi, Basidiomycota, Dacrymycetes, Dacrymycetales, Dacrymycetaceae. The record is from RefSeq and is a predicted model, not a curated record. Bases 1 to 1479 code for a protein of 492 amino acids.